This is a messenger RNA of Miscanthus lutarioriparius, 453 nucleotides long. NCBI's taxonomy places the organism in Eukaryota, Viridiplantae, Streptophyta, Magnoliopsida, Poales, Poaceae. The record is from the annotation of a GenBank genome assembly.
AUGACGGCAAAGCGCUACUUCCCGGCGACGGAGGAGGAGAACGUCGGCAUCAGCGAGCACGAGGACGGCAACUGCAUCACCUUCAUCUUCCAGGACGGCGUCGGGGGCCUCGAGGUCCUCACCGACGGCCACUGGGUACCGGCGGAGCCCGCCUCCGGCAGCAUCAUCGUCAACAUCGGCGAUGUCAUACAGGUGCUGAGCAACAACAAGCUGAAGAGCGCGACGCACCGGGUGCUGAGUAAACCUGCGCACAGGCACUCGUUCGCCUUCUUCUUCAACCUGCAUGGCGACAAAUGGGUCGAACCGCUGCCGGAGUUCACGGCCAAGAUCGGCGAGGCGCCGCGAUACAGGGGGUUCCUGUACAGGGAGUACCAGCAGCUGCGCGUGAGGAACAAGACCCAUCCGCCGGCUAGGCCCGAGGACGUCGUCAACAUCACCUACUAUGCCAUUUAG